Messenger RNA from Seminavis robusta, 592 nucleotides. NCBI's taxonomy places the organism in Eukaryota, Bacillariophyta, Bacillariophyceae, Naviculales, Naviculaceae. The record is from the annotation of a GenBank genome assembly.
AUGAGAGAUACCUUUCGUUGGAAGAAAUGGCAGAUGUCCCCAAAGGACAAGAGUGAUCCCACUGAGGAAGAUCCCAUUGAAGAGUAUGGAUCCGAUGACGAGGACAAGAGUGAACAACAAGCCAACAAGACUCCUGGUCGCUCCAAGGCUUCGAAGAAAAGAGGAACUCCCCAGACUUCUAUUGGUUCUUCCAAGCGUCGUGUUCGUACUCCAUCUUCAGUUUCCACUGUUGGAAGUGGUAGGGGCACUAUGAAAGAUCCCGUUGUUCCAGCUGGAGUUUUCGACAGUGACAAUGACGAUGAUGACAACUUGCCUCCAGUGGCUCGAAAGAAGAAGACUCUUGAUGCCAAGACCCAACUUCUCUUUUGUCAACAGCCCAGUCAAGCUGAUGCCUGUCCAUCCUUGUCAUCCAUGUCGUCGUCUGACAGUGCUCGUGCUCGACACAAUGACAUUCAAGCCCUCCUUCUAAGUGGCAAGUUCACACGCCAUUCCAGUGACAAGGACGAGGAGGACAAAGAGAACUGAAAAAAUAACGAAGUUUUAUUUUUAAGGCUACACCUCGUCAGACGAUCCGCUGAACGGUGCCGUGACG